Molecule: messenger RNA, 2168 nt
Organism: Aspergillus versicolor CBS 583.65
Lineage: Eukaryota; Fungi; Ascomycota; Eurotiomycetes; Eurotiales; Aspergillaceae
Exons: 4
Coding region: 387-1949 (520 amino acids)
Molecular function (GO): DNA binding
Source: RefSeq, a predicted model, not a curated record
GUAGAUUUAAAAUGAUGUUCAAUCUGGAUCAACAGAAAUUGAAUAGACUCCCAGGUUGGACGGAAAGUGCGGAGUAGUGUAGAAUAAUUGGGUCCAGAGAGGGGCUGAAUCUCGUCAUCGUGUUCGUAGCCCACCGACAGCCUCCCGCCAAAUACUAUCGAUGAAAUGCACAGCAAAGAUUGUACCAAAUCUCACACAACGGGAUGGUCUUGUCUCUCAGCGAAUUUCCAGAAGAAAUACUCUAUAAUAUCUUGUUGUUUUGCAGUGCCUCGGACACUGUCGUUGUAGGAAGCGCCGCGCGCCGAUUUUGGGGGGUUACAAACGAACCAUUAUUAUGGAGGCAAUACUGCCGGACUCAGUUUAAAUAUUGGGCCCAAAGGCAUGGCAUGCCAGCAAAGCUUUCGAGCCCCGUCUCGAGUGUGGAUUGGAAAGCGCUCUACAUAUCCCGACAUCUUAUUGAUCGCGCCACCGGUCAACUCCUCGACAGCAUCCUUACCAGUCAAACUGGAAGGAUAGAAAAAUUUCAAUCGAUUAUCCGGUUUGGAUAUGAUGCCAAAGACACUCUUCUGCGCAAUAUUUUCGUCGACUCGUGUACAGAGGAUUACCUAGCUCGCAGAUACUAUGCCAAAGCAGUCCUGGCUAGUUUACACCGAAGCAUCGCCAUUCCUGAAUGGGAUGCACUUAGAAAUGGGAAUGCGAUAUCGCUUGCUAAUGCGGUGGGCGCGUUUGAUCUUUUCAUACCCGAAAGUAGAUUUGGCAAUUUUGAUGAGAUUAAUGAUAGAUUGGACGGGAUAUUUUCCUGUUUUCUCCUCGAGCAUCCAAACAUACUCAAUGUGACCUCUCGUGAAAAGGCAAGUGUUAUCGCUACAUAUUUGAGAGAUAAUAACAUGAUCGGCAUCGAACCCGGCCGGGAGUAUCAUUGCCUGGAACACAACUUUCUAGGCCUUGCACUGGAUGAUGCCGGGCAUAAUUCACUGCCAUUGGUGUCAGCAGUCAUAUACUGUCAUUUUGCACAGAGGCUUGGGCUUAAUGCCCGUCCAUGCGGUUUUCCUUUCCACGUCCAUGUUAUCGUUCUGCCUCCUCUGGGUUUUGACAUUGACGGUAACACUUUAAGUGCUGAUAAUCAAUGCGAACCGAUUUACAUGGAUCCCUUCCGUUCUAUCAAAGAGACCCCCACGUCGGACAUGAGGGCUCAGUUGAUUUUUCUAGGGGCAUCAUCAAUGGAGCAAUCGGCCUUUUUGGGUGAGUCAGGGACAUCUGAGAUUGUGCUACGGUGCAGCAGGAAUAUUUUAAAUUCAGUACAACGUAUCGGUCAAUUUCCCAGUGGGGGAUUGGUGCCAGUUGACGUUGGCUGCGCGCGAUAUGCCGCACUUUGGUCUUCCUUGUUAUUAUCAAACCCUCUCCGUCCAGCUGAGUCGCGACAUCAUCUUCUUUGGUUGAUGGAGCUAGUCGCUACCGACUUUCCGUAUGACAUUUAUCUCAUUGAGCAAUAUAUUGCGUCUAUCUUCCGUGGGACGCUGGAAUUUGAACAUAUUAUGGAGAGCGUACAUGUCAUCAGAGCCGUUGAUGAGAUGCAGAAACAGCCGAAAAGGCGGCCUUCUGAGCACAAUCGGGUGAACUAUCGCAUUGGUCAAGUAUUUCGGCAUCGUCGUUAUAAUUAUUCGGCCAUAAUUACGGGUUGGGAUGCUGAGUGCGGGGCUGGCGAGCAGUGGAUGAGAAGGAUGGGGGUCGACCAUCUCCAAAGCGGAAGGCACCAAAGCUUCUACCAUGUGAUUGUGGAGGACAAGAGCAUCCGAUAUGUUGCUGAGGAAAAUAUUGAAAUUAUCACACCAGUCAUUUCAGAACUGCCGCCAGCACUGGUCACAGUGGCGGGGAGAUAUUUCAAACGAUGGGAUUGUGUAUCACGAAAAUUUGUGAGUAAUAUGAUGGAUGAGUAUCCUGAUGAUUAGACUGCGGCAUAUAUUACAAUCAACAAGUUACUUGGUGUUAUGUGCUGCUACAUACAGAUAGCACACUGGAAAGUAUGCCUGGGGUAUGCUACAGCCGCUUAGCAGCUAUUAAGCCUAUUGUAUAAUAUUGUGAUAUCAUGGCUGGGUCCCCCUAGAUGAUAUUGGAACCUUUAAUACUGUUUAAAGGUACUAGUAUCCUGGAUUUCUACUAUCAGGAAG